Molecule: messenger RNA, 568 nt
Organism: Chilo suppressalis (striped riceborer)
Lineage: Eukaryota; Metazoa; Arthropoda; Insecta; Lepidoptera; Crambidae
Source: the annotation of a GenBank genome assembly
CACCGAUGUACAGGCAUUUCUUUCCAGUUUUUGACAUCUAUCAAAAACAAAGGCUGAACCAUGGCUCCAAGAAAAAACAAAGUUGCAAAAGAAGAAGUCCAAGUGACCCUUGGUCCUCAGCACUUAGCAGGUGAAACAGUGUUUGGCGUCGCCCAUAUCUUCGCCUCGUUCAAUGACACAUUCGUGCAUGUCACUGAUUUGUCUGGCCGAGAAACCAUCGCCAGGGUUACUGGUGGAAUGAAAGUAAAGGCUGAUCGUGACGAAGCUUCCCCCUACGCUGCUAUGUUGGCCGCUCAGGAUGUAGCUGAAAAGUGCAAAACUCUUGGUAUCACUGCUCUCCACAUCAAACUCCGUGCAACCGGUGGUAACAAAACCAAGACACCAGGACCUGGUGCUCAGUCGGCUCUUCGUGCUUUGGCUCGCUCCAGUAUGAAGAUUGGUCGCAUUGAAGAUGUUACUCCAGUACCCUCAGACUCUACCCGCAGGAAGGGUGGUCGACGAGGACGCAGGCUGUAAUCUGCUCUUAGCUUUAAGUUCACUGUUGACUUGAAUAAACAAGUUUACGGUA